This is a messenger RNA of Olea europaea var. sylvestris, 2300 nucleotides long. RefSeq names its product L-ascorbate oxidase. NCBI's taxonomy places the organism in Eukaryota, Viridiplantae, Streptophyta, Magnoliopsida, Lamiales, Oleaceae. Gene Ontology annotation, cellular component: extracellular region. The record is from RefSeq and is a predicted model, not a curated record. The transcript has 4 exons. Gene Ontology annotation, molecular function: copper ion binding; oxidoreductase activity. The coding region runs from base 145 to 1842 and encodes 565 amino acids.
GCAACCAAUCAACUUUCUAAAUUUGUUAGUUUUACAGGACUGAACCAUUUGUUCGUUUGGUCGAGUUCGGUCUGAUUCUUUCUCUGUUCUUUUCGUACUCAGCUUUUCAGUAGAAGAAACGUGGAGUUUCUUGGGAGUAGUUCGAUGAAUUUCUUAGCAUGUUUUGUUCUAAUUUGUUUUUUUACUGUUCCAUUGGUUGAGGGUAGAGUUCGCCAUUACAAAUGGGAAGCGAAGUAUGAAUUUAAGUCUCCAGAUUGCUAUAAAAAGCUUGCUAUUACCGUCAAUGGAAAAACGCCAGGGCCGAGUAUCGUUGCUCAGCAGGGGGAUACAAUUAUUGUAGAGCUCAAAAACAGUUUGUUAACAGAAAAUGUUGCAAUCCACUGGCAUGGAAUAAGACAGAUUGGAACGCCUUGGUUCGAUGGAACAGAAGGGGUGACACAGUGUCCUAUUUUACCUGGAGACACAUUUGUGUACAAAUUUAUUGUCGAUAGACCAGGGACAUAUUUAUACCAUGCACACUAUGGUAUGCAAAGAGAAGCGGGGCUGUACGGAUCGAUUCGUGUAUCGCUUCCCGAAGGAGAAUCCGAGCCCUUUUCGUAUGACUAUGAUAGAAGUAUAAUCCUUACUGAUUGGUAUCACGCCAGCACAUAUGAACAAGUUGCAGGCCUCUCUUCCAUACCCUUUGUUUGGGUUGGAGAACCUCAAUCUAUUCUGAUACAAGGCAAGGGAAGGUUCAAUUGCAGUACACCAGGCAUUCAAGCAAGUCUUUGCAAUGCCACAAAUCCUGAAUGUACACCUUAUGCGCUGACAGUGAUUCCUCGAAAAACGUAUCGACUCCGAAUCGGAAGCCUAACAGCCUUAUCCGCGUUGAAUUUUGAAAUUGAAGGACAUAACAUGACUGUUGUUGAAGCUGAUGGUCACUAUGUCGAACCCUUUGUUGUAAAAAACUUGUUCAUUUACUCCGGUGAGACAUAUUCCGUCCUAAUUACGGCCGAUCAAGAUCCUUCUAGAAACUACUGGGCAAGUGCAAAAAUUGUAAGCAGGAAUAGCAAUACUACAAAUGGUUUAGCCAUCUUUAACUAUUAUCCGAACCAUCCACGACGAAACCCUCCAACGGUUCCAGCUCCCGGACCGCAUUGGAAUGACAACGAACCACGGCUGACUCAAAGCAUUGCAAUAAAAUCACGCCAAGGUUAUAUCCACCCUCCUCCUCAGACAUCUGACCGAGUAAUUGUGAUGCUCAAUACACAAAACAAUAUCAACGGCGUCCGCCGUUGGUCCAUCAACAACGCCUCGUACAAUCUCCCGCACACGCCAUAUCUCAUCGCACUUAAGUACAACUUUACCGAUGCCUUCGACCCUUCUCCUCCCCCUGACGGGUACGACUUUGCGAACUACGACAUUUACAGCGUUGCCAAGAAUGUGAAUGCCACUACAAGCACUGGCAUCUACAGAAAUAAGUUCAAUACAACGGUGGAUAUCAUAUUGCAGAAUGCCAACACAAUGAACCCCAACAAUAGUGAGACACAUCCAUGGCAUUUACAUGGACAUGAUUUUUGGGUUUUGGGUUAUGGCAAGGGCAAGUUUGACAAAACUAAGGAUCCCAAAAACUUCAACCUAGUAAACCCAAUUAUGAAAAACACAGUGCCUGUUCAUCCAUAUGGAUGGACUGCUUUGAGAUUUCGGGCCGAUAACCCGGGAGUUUGGGCUUUUCAUUGCCAUAUAGAGUCCCAUUUCUUCAUGGGUAUGGGAGUUAUAUUUGAAGAAGGUAUUGAGAAAGUUGGUCCAUUGCCCAAAUCAAUAAUGGGAUGUGGUGAUACCAAAGGCUUCCACAGGCCAUAGGACUUUUUUUUGGGGGAAACAUACUAAAAUUAGGGAUCAAGAUUGAAAAUUCCGAUUUUUUAACACUUUAUUGAAUAAUACGCCAAGAAAAAUACAAUUUUUAAAUAGUAACAAUUAUUGUAAUUUCUCAUAGAGCUGCAAUAACUAUUGACAAGUUUCAACUAUUGUAAGUUUUUUAUUUUUUAUUUUUUUCAAAGUAAAGUAACCGAAGUUCCAAUCAAUGUGUAAUUUCCUGGGCGUAUUUUUCAAUGAAAUGUUAAAAACCGGAGUUUUCCCUUUUUUUUCGUCUAAAAAACAGUGUAGGGCCUAAAUUCCUCUCUUUUUAGGGGUGUACAUGGUCAUUUAUCAUUUUUUCAGUUAUUCCUUCUAGUGUAGACGAUGUUAUUCUUUACCUAUUUAGAGUCAAUUUGUACUUAGAAAAAUUUAUAAGCAAUACAAGUACUUUAAAUUUUGUUGUA